Messenger RNA from Aspergillus melleus, 1525 nucleotides. RefSeq lists its product as uncharacterized. The transcript has a single exon. Bases 729 to 1415 code for a protein of 228 amino acids. The record is from RefSeq and is a predicted model, not a curated record. Lineage: Eukaryota; Fungi; Ascomycota; Eurotiomycetes; Eurotiales; Aspergillaceae.
GCCGCACGUCCCGAUGUCAUACCGGCUUAUUUGAUCGGUGUAACGGUGUACAGCAGGCUGAGCGAUCCUCCGGACGAUAAUCAGCCAAGUGCAAACACAUGUUGUGUUAUCAAUUCGGAUUGAUAAUAAUAGCUCCCGGGUGGAGCGAGCGGGGAGCUUCCAGGACAUCCCAUAGGGGGGUUGGGCGUGAUCAGCACAGCCCUACUCCGCCGUCACGUCUUGGCUUGCUGGGACGAGUCAAGACUCAAGACUCAGGACUCAGGAGUCAGGACUUGGAAGAAAAGCCGCAGAAACUUACAGAACUAUCAGUCUGGCCGUACAUUAGCCGAUCUUGGCACUGUCCCAACGCCGGCCCUCGUAUCCCUGGAAGGGGAUUGGGAUCUGCGCCUUGCGAUCUUGGUAUGGCCUGACUAGGGAGGAAAUUAAUUCAUCUGGGGAGACUGGAGACUGGAGGUUAGGCCGCGAGCCGCGUUUCUGUCCGUCCGAAUUUUGGGCGAUGAUCCAUUGAUCCUUCACCUUCAUCUGGACUUCGGGAAACAGCCUCUGUUGCGAGGAUAUAAAGCAGGCCACCCUCGCACUGAGCUGCCAAUACAUCCUCCACAGUCAACCCGUGUUUCUAUCACUAGCAACUCAUUUAAUUUUAUAAUUAUCUCCUCCGCGGCUUACACUCUCCUCGUCUUCUUCCACCCUCGUCCCAACUUAAUUUCUCCAUCUACGCAUAAUUCACCAUGCUGUUCCGCGCAUCCCCCCUCUGUAUGGCAGCCAGCCUGAUCGGUGUGCCUCUCGCCGCGGCCCUGCCUACGAUCACCAACUCCGGUCUGACUCUGACCUCUCGCGACGACACGCAAUGCGAGGCAGGCACGGCCUUCUACGUCUGCAAGCUCAACAACUUCCGCGGCUGCUGCUCGGUCGACCCGUGCGCCCUGCAAGAUGGCUGCCCCGAUAAGACCGACGACGACUCCCAGCCUCCUCUCGGGUCUUGCCCGGAGAAGGGCGAGAAGACCAGGCUCUUCCAGCCUCAGAUGCAGACACUCAUUCUCCCCGACACGGACCACCCGAUCCCCGCAGAGAACUUUGACCUCAGUAAAUCGAAUACGACCGAACGCCAGCAGAUUGCCUCGUGGACGCUGCCCUCCGAGGCCAAGGACUGUUCCGUGGGAUGGAGCAUCCCCGAGGAACGAAACUUCUCGGCCGGACACACGGCGCGAGUGACGGUGUUCGAUAACGAGGACGACGAACGUUUGGGAUCGGCCGACUUUUCCUUCUGGCCGGAAACGCCGGGCCCGCGCUCCAACCUGGUGGCCGCCGUGGACUGCAAAGAGAACUUGUCGCUGCGGCUGGCGAUGGUCCUCAACGAUCAGGUCUUCCUGGAGCAAAACGAGGAGACGGGCUGGUGGGUGGAGUAUAGCUGCUAGGGGGAUGGAAGGAGCCAGGAAGAAGUGGGGGGAUCCUGAUGGAAAGAGUCUCCACUUAACGACUAAUGCGAUCAAUUUUCAAGGUGUCACUAAUAAUUAUCAUUAAUUCU